AUCACUAAUGCUCAUGUGAUAUUUGCAAGCUUACAACAAAUGUGAUUAUAUAUGAAAGUAGAAAAAAAAAAACUUUAAAAUUGGGAUACUUUAUUUUAUUUUUACUUAUUUUGUCGUAACAAACACAAUAUUUAACUAUAUACGCAAUUGCUGAUUGUAUUUAUAUAGGUAAAUGACAUUAGCUUGAGUUGGAUUGCAACAACUGUGUGUGGUUUGAACCAUGUAUGCAAAUUGAUUUUGCGAUUGCAUGGAUGUGGAUGCUCUAAUAUCGGUAGUUCAAUUCACUUCUAUGUUAAUGACUCAACAAUUAGUGAUGACAUGGUUGCCACACGUACGCACAAGUCCAAGAAUAUAUUAAGUCUCCGAAGUAUGAAAUAGAUGUCGGGGUCCCUAAGCCCCUCGUCAGCCCAAUGUAGGGAAACCUCAAUCCUAGGCCCUUCGCUCGAUGGAGGAUAGUCUUCCUCGGGUAAUUCACAGAGACGAUUAGCCACGAAAAGUGCUCAUAAUCGCGAUUGACUAUCUUACCAACUUGCAAGGCAGAGAGGGUCUCUUCGGAAAAAUAACUCAGGAAUUGGAGAAGUUCCUAUACAACAACAUCAUUCCUUAGUUUAGUCUCCCGAACACGAUUGUGGUCGACCAAGGCACCCGAUUCACAAGUAGGACCUCCUAACAUGCUAUGCCAAAAAUAUGGUAUCCUCUUCGAUAUGUGUUAGUUUCCUAACCCCAACCCAAUGGACUAGUGGCGUGUGUCAACAAAAACGCCAUGUGAGAUUACCUACGGGAACACCAACGGCUCUCGCUUAAAUUCGAAGUUGGGAUCUACACCUUCAAAGCUUUCAUUGUCGCGACAUUUUUACCGUUAGACUAUCUUAUUUUGGUAGGCUGGCAGAGAAAAUUAGAGAGAGAGGACGAAGGAAAAAAAUAGUUUUGUAUUAACCUUUUAAAUUUUAAUACAGUAAAUUAAAUAAGAUACUGUAAAAAAUGGAUUUAUUAGUGGGCCUCAUCUUGGCCCAGGAAUCACUUCAACUCCAGAGAAUCCACCCACGAAGUUGGACUGAUGGUCCAUGGUGCAAACGGAAGACUUAAAUAAAAAGGCAGGCCGUUUAAAGUUUAGAUGACCACCGUUUUUGUCUCGGCCGGACAGAUUCCGAUCAGGUGGUCGACGGGCAAUGGCGAAGAGGAGAAAUCUCCGAGUAGCUCCGAGCACUGGCCGCCGUCAAACCCGCGCCGAGAAUCCUACUCAGGAGAACAAGUUCGAUGAAGUACACGCUUCUGAUCGAAGGCUUCUCCUCAUUUUCUUUGCCUUCUUCGUAGUGAUUCCCGCCGUCUCUGUCUGCUUGUAUCGAUUCAAAUUCGCUCCGGAAGCGGACCGCUCGGACCCAAUUGAGCACCGUCAGAAGCAAGGAGGUCGUUUCAAAGUGGAUAUGAACUACCAGGAAAUCCUGGAAGAGAAUUCAGAGGUUUCGCUGAAUGCAUCUCGACGCAAUUAUGCGUAUCCUGUGUUGGCUUACGUUACACCAUGGAAUUCCAAAGGCUAUGACGUAGCAAAGAAGUAUACCAAGAAAUUUACGCACAUAUCGCCUGUGUGGUAUGAUCUGAAGAGCCAAGGUUCUGGAUUGGUACUGGAUGGUCGGCAUAAUGCCGACACAGGAUGGAUGUCGGAGCUACGCCAGAAUGGAGAUGCCUUGGUAAUACCUAGAAUUGUACUGGAAGCAGUUCCUCAAGAGCUGCUGAAAAGCAAGAAACUACGGAGCAAAGCCAUUGACAUUAUAGUAACAGAGUGCAUGGAAAUGGAAUUUGACGGAAUUGUGCUCGAGUCAUGGUCAAGAUGGGCAGCUUAUGGCAUUUUACAUGACCCUGAUAUGAGAAAUAAGGCACUGCAGUUUGUGAAGCAACUUGGUGACACGCUUCAUUCUGCGAGCUCAGCAGGGAACAAUAACCGACCGUUGCAGCUAGUCUAUGUGAUAGGUCCACCAGUUUCAGAGAAACCUCAAAUGCACGACUUUGGCCCACAGGAUCUUCAGAGACUGAGUGGUGCUGUGGAUGGGUUUUCGUUGAUGACCUAUGACUUCUCAAGUCCCCAAAACCCAGGACCAAAUGCUCCUUUAAAAUGGAUAAAGUUCGCGUUGCAGCAUCUCCUUGGCCCUCCUGAGAAUGCUCAAAACCUGGCACCAAAGAUAUUUCUCGGCCUCAACUUCUACGGAAAUGAUUUCUCCAUUUCAGGAGGUUCCGCUGGUGGGGCUAUAAUUGGACGGGACUACCUAGCAUUGUUGGAGAUGCACAAGCCUAAAUUGCAGUGGGAAGAUAACAGUGCUGAACAUUUUUUCCUGUACGUGGAUGAUGACGGGAAGAGGCGUGCUGUCUUCUAUCCAACUCUGUCCUCAAUCUCAGUAAGGCUGGAAGAAGCCCUAGCUUGGGGGACUGGUGUCUCAAUCUGGGAAAUUGGACAAGGUUUGGAUCGUUUCUAUGAUCUUUUGUAGGAAGCAGUUUUCUUCCAGAACUGAAGAAAGACAAAGUUGAAAGUCCUUUCUCAUCAAUUUUGUGAUCUCUGUCAUUCAAUAUUUCAUAAAAUUCAUCUUUGUCAUCCUAAGAAAUGGUCAACUGGUUCUUCAAUCAAUGUUAUCGAGAGUUUUCUUGUCCCUUAACGUUAAUAGAGGUGUAUAGGAUUUGACGGUUUAGAUUAUAAUUUUUUUUUAAUUUUCAUAUUCUUUUAAUCGAUUUAUAUCUCUUCCGUUUGAACUUGAAUAUAGAAAAUUUUCGACAAAAGAAAUGAGUUUAUAGUGGUGUACAAAAUAAUAAUUUUUUAUAUAUCUGGGGAAUUUUUUUUAUGGAUCACUCCAUUUGUUUUAAAUGGAAUUAACAAAAUUUAUGCAGAUAAGGAACGAUUUCAUUGUGGUAUACAAAAUUGUGUUAAUUAUGUAUAUAUUUUGGGAAAAAAAUUGCGGGAUCAAUUAUACCACCAUAUACCAUAUGGUAGUUGGCUGUUGGUUCAAGGUUUGAACGGAAGGUGUGCUGGUCGCUUAGUAUAUUUCUAUUUUAAUCCAUAUCAUAAGAUUUUAGAAUUUAAAUUGAGACUACUUUGUGCCCAACAAAGAUGCUAACAUUCCAGUAAAACAUACUUGUACCAUUGGAGAUUUCUAUCUCAGAUUUAUAAAACCUUCUAUAAACAUGAAAUAAUCGUUUAGUAUUCCCACUUAUCCAAACAUAAAAGGCAACACAAUAGAAGACGAAGUUACAAGGACCUCACCAAGAUUUUUAGAGAAUAUGGGAAAAAUUCACCAAGCACUCGACAAGGGGUGAGGACGACAUUUAUGUAAAAGAUAUGCAUAUAAACACUCGACACUAACGUCUCUCUACAACGAAGCUAGCUCCAUAAAAUUUUCAAUUCGUCAAGUCUAAACAAAGUGUGUCUCCUCUAACUUGUCUGGAGGUUUUUUGAUUGGAUUGUAAUUUGGCAUGCAUUUAAUAGUUACUAGCAUGCAUUCAAACAAUAAUGGUAUGCAUUUGUUUGAAUUUGGUAUAUGCUUACAAAAAAUUACCGAAACCGAUAAAAAAAAUAUUAUUUAAGCAUAUACAUGAAAUUUGGAAAUGGAUAUAAGUUACAAUAUAGCAAUACAAACGGGUAACCAACAAAUUCAUAACAGAAAUAAUGCGUUGUGCACCAAUUACUAUUCAAUGCAUUACUAAUAACUAGCGAAUGCAUACCAAUAUUACUUGAAUGUACAAAACUGAAUACCAAAUAAUUAGUAUCAUAACAGAGAUAUAUCAUCACCCAAUUUACCAUCCUUAAUAAACUAGCUUACACCCGACCCGUUGGUCGGAUGAUUUCAUCUUAUUUUUCAUUACUUCAUAAUAAUCGAAAGUGAUCUUUGCACUACUUGAUAAUUGUGACAUUGAUAACAAUUAGUUCAUAUGUAUUUUUGUUAAUCAGAUUAUCCUAACUCACUACGGCCUAUACAUGUUUCAUAUUAAAAGAAUUUGCCCUAUUUAUUGUAUCAUAAAUUGCUUAAAAUUAUUUCUUUAUAUUGGUAUUAUUAACUUGGUUUACUAUUAGAUACAAACAAAACUAAAACAAUUAUGCAUUAAAUUAAAAUAGUAAUUAGAAUUUCUUCAAGGGAUUAACUUAUUGCUACAAAAGCAUAAAAUUGAUCAUCUUAAGAUUUCCAAUCGUGCUCCAUCAGACACAAAUCAAAAACCUUUCACGAACAUAAUAGGAGGGAAGCAUAUAGCUAAAAUAAAGAAGCGAAAUGGCAGACCGAUAGAAACAAAUAUCAAAAGCUGGCUGGUUGAUGGCUGAGAAUUACCUUGACAGAGAGAAGCUGCUAGUGGAGUUUUCGCUGAAACGCUUUCGUGGGUCUGUGUGAUUUAAACUGCCUUUUAUACGCAUAACGCAGAAGGUGAUUUCGUUUGCUGGCGUGAAUCGAGCUUGGUUUAGUGACUCGACUAAAGGUGUUGCAAUAUAAUAUCAUGGUUCGC
Linum trigynum is the source of this 4476-nucleotide messenger RNA. The record is from the annotation of a GenBank genome assembly. Lineage: Eukaryota; Viridiplantae; Streptophyta; Magnoliopsida; Malpighiales; Linaceae.